AUGGAUGGUACUCCCAACCAUCCGAUCAAAUGGGGGACUUAUCGAGAGGGCGUCCGGUCCCAGCUGCAAAGAUUUGAGUCCCUACCACAGGAUGGCCUCGCAUUAAUGCAGUCCUAUCAGGCUGUCCUCGACAACGAUGAGACUUUCACCCAGUACUUCUCGGACGAGCCACUCGAAAGUUACACUAUCGAGUCGCGACUAAGGGAAACACUGGGGAUUCAUCCUCCGUCUUCAUCUGACACUGAGUCGUCUAGAGAUCAGAAUGAUCCCUCGAUCAGCUGGGUCAACAUUUUCCGACACGGCAGUUUCGAAAAACAAAGUGACGGUUCCUACCACUGUUACGAUCAAGGGAACCUCGUUAAAAUCGAUGAACCACUUCACAAAAGCAUCCUCCUCAACCGAUGCUUCCUCCCGGCAAACUCCUACCUGUGGCCAAGUCCCGCGGACGCUGAACGAGAGUCCGAAGUCACUCUGGCAAUAGAGGCAGACAUCUUGGAUGAAAUCGACAGAAAGGUCAAAUACGUGGAGAAACUGAAGCGACUUCAGCUGGCACUGAAGAAACGCCGAAUCAAACUUCUCCAAGGUGUUCAAGACCCCGUGAAAAGGUCUCGAACACCGCAAACCCCUGGAUUACAGUAUCCUACCCCGAGCGAGUCACUUCGUCCCACGGUAUCUGUUGAGACGUAUACCCGUGCACGCAGUUCAUCCCAAAGCUCAGGUGUCUCAAGUGGAUCCGACAUCCCUUUCACGGCCCCUGGCGAUACGACAAGGCCAGUAUCUUACGACAGUGAUGACGAUAAUGAUGAUGCGGUUAACGACUCAGACCAACAAGAAAAUUCGAAUGUCAUCACCGAAAGCGACCAGAAAGCAUAUGAAAAUGGAAUGGGAGUGUCGGUGUCUGGACUUCUCAGCAGCAGAAAGCCCCAGGUCGCACAAAGCCAGGAUCACACACAGAGUCCAAAGCCAUUCCAAGGAGAUGGGUCAGCGAAACACCAGCUCCAUGGCAACGAGGACCUGACGCGACCGCCCCUGAAAAAGCAAAAGACCGAGACUGCCCCGUCCCCAGCAGAGAUCGAGACCAUCGACCUCAGUGAAGAACUGCCAAUGUGGAAAGGAAAGGUCGAUACGCCCACUAAACCUGAGCCCACAUACUCCAGCACGGGAAAGAAACGCAAAGGACAAAAGCGAACACGGAAUAACUUCACCGACUACGAGAAGGAGCACGCCCCAGCCUGGUUCAAGAGCCAGAUCAACGCAGGAAAGCCCCCGAGCGAAAUUGAGAAGGCCUAUGUCGAGAAAUUCGGUGUCUUCCACCGCUGGCUGACCGUGAAGCUUUGGGUCGACCGGAUGGAUGAAAGGGCCGCCAAAGCAGAGAAAACGGUCGAAGCAGAGAACCCCAGCAAAAUCGUGCCGAUUCGGACAUUCCCUACGAGCCGGGUAAUCUCAGCAGCUGAUGCUGCCCCCAGCUCUCGUAUUGCCGCCGCGCCGCCCUAUGUAUCCCCAUACCCUCUAUUCCGGUCCCCCCAGCAGCCUGGGGGCUCACCCGUCCCAUACCAGCUGGACUGGCCUUCUAAGACGGCUGCAUCGACAUCAUUCAAGAGUGGCCUUCCGAACGUGUACUGA
Penicillium mononematosum is the source of this 1623-nucleotide messenger RNA. RefSeq lists its product as uncharacterized. The transcript has 3 exons. NCBI's taxonomy places the organism in Eukaryota, Fungi, Ascomycota, Eurotiomycetes, Eurotiales, Aspergillaceae. The coding region runs from base 1 to 1623 and encodes 540 amino acids. The record is from RefSeq and is a predicted model, not a curated record.